Acanthisitta chloris (rifleman) is the source of this 943-nucleotide messenger RNA. RefSeq names its product TatD DNase domain containing 3 (gene TATDN3). Lineage: Eukaryota; Metazoa; Chordata; Aves; Passeriformes; Acanthisittidae. The annotation marks the transcript as partial. The record is from RefSeq and is a predicted model, not a curated record. The transcript has 7 exons. Gene Ontology annotation, molecular function: hydrolase activity, acting on ester bonds.
CCUGGCCCUGCUUUUUGACUUUAAACUUACUUUCUCCGUCGUCUCACACUUUUCUCUAUUGCGUGACUAGAUUCCCAGGGUUCGUCUUGCCAUGCCUGGGGGUUCACCCUGUUCAAGAGGUCUCCCCAGAGGAGCAGCGCAGUGUUACUUUGAAGGAUCUGGAUGCUGCAUUGCCACUCAUAGAGCUCUACAAAGACAGAUUGGUGGGGAUCGGAGAAGUUGGACUAGAUUUCACUCCCAGAUUUGCCAGCACCGAUGAAGAGAAGGAAGGACAAAGACAGGUUUUGAUCAAGCAGAUUGAGCUAGCAAGAAGACUGGAUUUGCCUUUAAAUGUUCAUUCCCGCUCAGCUGGAAGACCAACCAUUAAUCUCUUGAAGGAACAAGGUGCUACAAAGGUGUUGCUCCAUGCAUUUGAUGGGAAGCCAUCUGUAGCAAUGGAAGGGGUGAAAGCUGGAUACUACUUCUCCAUUCCUCCUUCCAUUAUAAGGAGUGAACAGAAGCAGAAGAUGGUGAAACAGCUACCUCUGGAAAGUAUGUGCUUGGAAACUGACUCUCCUGCUCUAGGGCCUGAAAAACAGGUGAGAAAUGAACCCAAAAAUAUUUACAUUGCUGCAGAAUAUAUUGCCAAAAUUAAAGGAAUUCCAGUUGAAGAAGUUAUAGAAGUGACUACUCGGAAUGCACUGAAAGUAUUCCCCAAACUUCAGAACUUUCUUCGGCUAUAAAUUCAGAAACUGGAAUACAAUCUUGCAGAAAUUAUUAUUUGUGAUGUAAUUAAUAAAGUAAAUGUGCAUCUUGUAUUAAAGUGGAGUUUUGCUGUUGUAAAGUUCCAGAAGUGAACAGUUUUAUAUAGCUGCGUAGGAUGAAAUAGAGAAUGUCUCAAAGACCUUUUGGCAUGCACCUUUUUCACCUCUUGAAUGUGAUCAUGACACUUUGUUCAUUUGCA